Messenger RNA from Penicillium maclennaniae, 1068 nucleotides. RefSeq lists its product as uncharacterized. The record is from RefSeq and is a predicted model, not a curated record. The coding region runs from base 1 to 1068 and encodes 355 amino acids. NCBI's taxonomy places the organism in Eukaryota, Fungi, Ascomycota, Eurotiomycetes, Eurotiales, Aspergillaceae. The transcript is spliced from 2 exons.
AUGUAUCAGGCCCCAAUGCAGAUAGUUGACAACUUACCCGGCCAAAGCGGUAUUGAGCCUGUGCCCCUCGAAUGGGGUGCACCCGACGCAAAAUCACGCGGCCCGAUCGUGGUAUCCCGUAGCGGGAACCUUUUGAAGCGCCGCAAUGCGAUCGGUGCCCACGGAGGUUCCUAUAGCGUCUAUAAUGCGCUUGCUAUCGCGGCGGGGGAGCUUGAUGCGGACUUUCGCCCAGACCUACGCAAUAGCCAGCCGACUUUUGAUUUUGCGCAGCAGCCAGCCUGGGGCGACAAGACAAAGAUUGUGUCGAUGGAUCCGUAUGGCCAUGAUAUCGUCAAUCAGUACAAGGAAGAAUUGACAGCCGGCUGGGAUAUUCGGCCCACUAUGGCCAUCACUCGGGCCAAUAUGAAGCUAGCCGAGAUUGGAGAGGCUGUCAAGGAAGGAAAGAUCCAUGUGGAUGGCUCUAUCGUUGUUGAGUCUUCCGGCGAGGUGCGCGUCACGAAAGUCGCCGUGGAACCCGUGUGGUAUUUGCCCGGAGUUGCUGCGCGAUUUGGCGUGGACGAGGGCACUCUGCGUCGGACUUUGUUCGAGCACACCGGUGGCAGCUACCCAGAGCUGAUUACUCGACCAGACUUGAAGGUCUUUCUUCCUCCGAUCGGAGGACUCACCGUAUACAUCUUCGGUCCGCCUGAGCGGGUAUCUGAUGAGAACGUCAAGAUGGCAUUGCGCAUCCAUGAUGAGUGCAAUGGGAGUGAUGUAUUCCAGUCGGACAUCUGCACAUGCCGCCCGUAUCUGGCUUUCGGUGUCCAAGAAGCGAUUCGGGAGGCACAGAAUGGAGGAAGUGGAGUGGUCAUCUAUUUCCGCAAGGAAGGCCGCGCCCUAGGCGAGGUGAUCAAGUAUUUAGUAUACAAUGCUCGCAAGCGCGGAGGAGAUACCGCCGACAAGUACUUCACGAGAACGGAGAACAUUGCAGGUGUGCGAGAUGUACGAAAUUUCUCAAGCUUCUCCCUUUUCCACGUUGUCUGCAGUACGCUAACACUUGAAUUUCGAAGAUGCGAUUCCAAGCCCUAA